AAGCAAUCAAUCAACCGAUCAGGCUUUACCAUCCCCUCUUCAAUAUAUACGAGUCAGUUAAUCAGACCAAGGCAGCAUCCAUCGAUUCAGUCAAACAAAAAAAGUGAGCCAGUCACCAAGAAGUGACCUCAACGUGCUGUGAGCAAACAAUAGAAGUUGACGAGUCACUUAGUUACACGACCAUCCGAGAAAAUUAGAUGCAGGGAGUCAAACAAUCAAACGAUCAACCAAACCACACUCAGACAAAGUAUCACAUACUAAAUAUUUAUACAACACCAAUUGCUUCACCUCCUUAUGAAGCCCUGAUGAAGUUGUUUAGCGUGACAUUGAAAUGUUUACCAGUUAGUACCCUGACUAUGAAGAAUAAUCAGUGUUCAAAAACUUUUCAUCUGAACACAGAACUAGUGUUCUUAUCUUCACCCCAAACGCAGACAUCUACCAACUGUAUACUCUGUAUGUUGAUUCAGACAUUUACAUACCAGUGUGUAAUCAGAAUCCAAUCAAAUGCUUCGAAAAAAAUCAGUAUUCCUCUUUCGAUUCACUCCAGUAAUGGGUUAUAACAAUAGAAUCUGAUUUUGUGAGUUGUCUGCAGGAUGUUGUUCUUGAACAUGGAAGCUGUUUGUUGCAUCGAAAUCUGUGUGUUCAAUCUUUU
Heterobilharzia americana is the source of this 652-nucleotide messenger RNA. The record is from the annotation of a GenBank genome assembly. NCBI's taxonomy places the organism in Eukaryota, Metazoa, Platyhelminthes, Trematoda, Strigeidida, Schistosomatidae.